CCCAUCAGUUUCACUUUAGGUAUUUUUAAAAUUACAGAAAAUAGCCAGAUAAAACUACUUUAAAAGAAAUCAAAAUAUUACUUUCGAAAUCUUUUUAUGGUGGUUUCAAAAAGUAAUAAAAUAGAGUAACUUUUCUUUUCAGCUUUUCUUUUAAGUUUGUAAAAUAUUUUUUUUAAAGAAUAGUCCAUUGCUGUUCUUCUCUCAGCAAUAAUUUAAUAAAAUGAAAAGCCAAGCUAGAACUUACUCCACCAGAAAACCAUUUAAUAAAAUAUCAUUGAAUGAGAGCUGUGAAGCAACAAAUAAAAUUUUUAACCCUAUUUCUACAAAAGAGAAUGUUUUUGAAGACUCUGUUCUAAAACAUCUUGAGGUCAAAAAAGCAAAAAAAAAAAAUCAUAAGAAGAAAUCAGAGCUUAAAAAUGUUAUCAAGAGUACAGUUGAGUUACCAAUUGCUGAUGAAUUAUUUCAACUUGAUGAAACGUUCAGUAGGAAAAAAAUGUCAAAGAACAAAUGUAGAAAAUCUAGAUCAGCAAAAAUAGUUAAAAAGUUAAAAACUGCAUCGCAUAAAGAUGAAGACAGUGAGAAUAGCUCAUGUUUACUGGAUUUAGAGAAUCAAAAUGAUAUAGAGCUGCUAAUUGAAGGCUGUAAUGAUGAUAUUCAAGCUUUAAAACAGCUUGUUGUCAAAAAGGAGGAAACUAGCAAGUUACAGUUUUACAAGGAAAAUAAUAAUCAAAAUACUGUAGGCCCAAAUCAACCAGUAGACCUCCAGCAAAAUGACCUCAGUGUGGAAAUAGCAAGGAAAAGUGUUGAACCAUGUAUGAAGUCCAACAACUUAUUUCAAUGGAGUCCUCCGGUCCGUAUAGAAUACAGUGAUGAUGAAUCGUUGGAUGGUACACCAGCUGGCAGUAAAAUUCAUCUAACUGAUGAAGUAAACAAAGAUAAUGCAUCAGAAACUGGAUGGGUGACUGUUUCAUCCAGACAGAGGAAAACUGAAACAUUUUCUACAGCAGCAGAGAGCAAAAAGGAAACAGCAUCUUCAGUAUAUGUGUAUGAUUUAGUAUCAACCUACACUUAUGGUUCAGGAGAUUCCAGCUCAACCUCCUCAAAGCCUGCUCUCAUGUCCCCACAUGUGAAAAUGAAAAAGUUGAAACCAAGGUUAAACUCAACAACAUAUAGGAAUAAAAAUGACAUUGGGAUGGUUGAGUUUCCACCAUCAUUGUCACCUAUUAACACAGAAAAAACCCCAACAGUCAGGAAACUCCAAUGUGCCAGAAGCAUCAGAAAACUAUCAGAAUCUUGUCCCACUAGAAGAAGUAAAACACCCAAGUGCUCUACUAUGUUGUGGAUGUCAGAUUCUAAUACUCAGACCAUGGAACAGCUUGGGUUUUCUACAAUUCCCCAAAGUUGUUACCAAAGUAAAACAAGCUUGAACCUGACAACAAAGAAAGAAAUUCAACCUUUGGCUGCUGAGUGUACACAACCUGUGAUUAAGAUGAAAAUGGAGAAUCAACAAGCUAAUGUUAUGAAAACAAGCACCCCAGAGAGUAAUCGUAUACCUGUGUCUUUUGACAUCUCACCCAUAGAGAUACCAACUUUGAAUGAUUCUGAGUUUGGUUUUCCUUGCCAAACAAGUACAGAAGCUGUUACAGAUGAAAUCAUAGUGCCUAGCCUGUUAGAACCAUCUGUUUUGAGCAUCGAUUCUCAGCACAACAAGCUUUGCAAUGACAUCAAUGAUCUUCCUAAAGUUCUGGCAUUGGCCAGCUCAAGUGUACUGGAACAAACAGGGAGAGAAACUGUAGUCUUGAGUAGCUCCACUCCACAGAGAAAUGUAAAGAAAACAAAACUAAGCAGGUCCAGUGUAGAACAAAAAGAGAGAGAAACUGUAGACUUGAAGGACUCUCUGACAACACAGUCUGUUGGUCCAAGCUGUGACAAACUUGUCAAGUGUAGUGUUCCAGAAAAGGACAUUCAUUUGUAUGAGAGAUUUUCCCAAGAGAAAGUUGAAGACUCGCCAUCAGGAUGUUCACAUUUCUUGAGGAAAUGGGGGCAGAAAGGAGCUCCCAACAUUUGUUGUAUUAAUUUACUUUGUAUGCGAAGUCGUGCUAAGAUGUGUUCUAAAAAAUCUAAGUUUUAAAUUAUGUUGCAAAAUUUUGUUUACUUUACUUCUCUACAUGAAUGUAUUUUACCUUUCAUUUAUUAAAAUCUUAAAAUAGUUGUACAUUAACAUUUUUUUAACAAGUAAAAUUUUGCUGAAGUAUUCGUGAAAUUAUUUAUAAAAUACAAUGAAUUUGUAUUUAAGUAUUUGUUAAAUCAUAUUGACAUUGAUGAUAUUGUUCAUUUUAACAAAAGCUGUUACAUUUUACCCCAUCUUUUGUUUAAUAUGUUUACUCAAUUAAAUUGUACUAAGAAUAUUGGCUGUAUAUUAAUUUCUAAAUAAAAUAUUUUUUUCUUUUUUUUUUCAAAUUUCAUAAUAACAAAACAAUUGUAAGUUAGAAGUAAUUGCUAAUAUGUUUUAGAUAUUUUUUCGAGUGAAGAUUUGACCCUUAGUUUACAUCAUGUUCUUCCACGCUUAUAAAAGCACAACUGUACAUAGCUUUUUUUAAAAUACAUUUACUUUAAAAGUAAUGUGAUCUCCUUAACUCAUAUCCUCAUUUGAGAUUGUAAUAUUUAAAAUACUACAUUAAAAGGUUAAUGUUUAACCUAAUAUUUUUGCAAUUAAAUAAUGUAUUCAAGACUAUAAUGUGUAACAAAUGUAAAUGCAAAAACAUGUGAUAAUUUAUUUAUGCCAUUAAUUCAAUAUUGCAAUGAGUUUUCAGUAAUAAAUCUAAAAUAUACUUAUGAUACCAUAGGCCUACUGUGUUGUUAUGCCAAUAUAAAAAUGUAAUGAUUGCAAUACUUAUUCAGUUGACUCUUUGUAUAGUUAAAAUACUUAAUAAAUAUGAUUUUACUAAUGUUAGAGUUUAUUCAUUAAAUCUUCAUUAACAAUAAAAUGUCAUUUGAACAUGUGAAAUCAAACUUUUUUAUGAAAAUUUUUUUAAAGUAAUGUUUCAUUGCGUACAUUUUUUGAAAGAUAACGCUGUUCAUCAUAGUUAAAUGCAACUAGUGUGCCAUUUUUUUACCAUAAUUAUUUAUUACUCAUAUCAACCAUUUGAUGAUUUCAAACAUGUCACAGCUGGUAUUUAUUAAUGUGAUGGAUAUGGUUUUUACUUAAAUGUUACUAUUUCAACAAUCCCUCAGACAGUCAUAUUUAUUAAUAAACUUAAA
Messenger RNA from Physella acuta, 3261 nucleotides. RefSeq lists its product as uncharacterized. The record is from RefSeq and is a predicted model, not a curated record. Lineage: Eukaryota; Metazoa; Mollusca; Gastropoda; Physidae.